CUCAGCCUCAGCAGGUUGCCGCGCGCGGACUCUGACACACACUCUCAAAAUAACUACGUGUCAAUUUAAAUAUUAAUAAAUUAUAAUAAUAAUAAUUUAUAUAAAAAUAUUGACGAACGGAUAUAAUUUAUAAUAAAUUAGGUGUUGUAGUGAGUGUUGGUUUUUGGGCGUAAAUAAUUUUCAUUCAGUAUGAGCAUGUGAGAGGUGCGCCGAUUGAAAAAGUGUGUGUGGUGGUGGUGCGCGUGGUAGGCCCCGUCGAUGGUAUGUGCCGGGUUGCGGUCGGUUGGCGGCUGCUAGGGCUGCUCGCUGCGGUCGUCGGCGCGGCCGUCGGCAGCGAGUUCCCCGAACGCGAGUGCUGCGACCUCGACUAUCCGCCGCCUCAGCCGCCCGCCGGCGCUGAGGAUGCCGACGUUGAUGCGGUGGUCACCCAACAGCCCAAUCUUUCGCAAGCUGCUAACACUAUCAUUCCACCUAAAGAUCCGAACGGCAAGGUAGCCAUCGGCAUUCUCAACUGUCUGCUCGCGCGUCAGUUGUGCUUCGAAGACGCGUCAUGUUCGGCCAUUUUGGAGAUUAUACCGCGCGUCUGCGGACCGGAACUAGUUGCCUGCUCAACAGUUACGGUGACAAAAUGUCAGGCGGCGCUGCGUACGCUGCAAGCGUUCCCGUUCUUCAAGCCGACGUGCCUCUGUCGGGAGCCGCACGUCGAUCCCGAAUGCAAUUCGUUUCGGGAUUUCCUCUUCGAUCAUCCCUGUGUGUUUGUGCUCAAAAAAGAAAAAGAUCCUUAUCCUGUGGACGCAUUGCCCACGUGCAAUCACGCACUGUCCGUCUGCCAGCAGGAGAAAAAAUGUAUCAAACUGUACGACGAUUUCAAGUUGAAUUGCAAGGUGCGAGAUAACAAAUGCCGAAUGGAGGACAGAGGUCUCUGUCAUGAUUCGUGGGCGAAUCUGCGACGCUCGCCGAUGUUCGGCUGCAUUUGCCCGAACAAUCACAUGAAAAAGCGUUGCGAUCGCAUCUUCAGCAUGGUCAACCACAAUCCGUGCGUUGACCUCCUUCCGCUCACAUCCGGCAUGCUAGAUGCACAAAAUCACGACCGCGAGUUUUUCGAAAACUUCUGGUCCCCACCGACGAAUCUCUACCCGUAUUUUCUUUUUCACGAUCCACAAAAGUCAAAAAUUGCAGACGUCGAUUCAGAUUCAGAUUCCGUCGCCGAUUUCGAAUCGGAGAAGGAAUCUGAGUCCGAAUCGGAUGAGUUUUUCAAUCCUAACCUCACUUUUGAGCACGAGCACGAUCACCAGCACCAGAACGCACCCUUCAGCACUGUAAGCACCGGCUUGGGCAACGACACCGCUGGCAACGUGAACAACCCACGUCACGUGAAGGCUGGGGUGGUGGCCGAGGAGGGCGGUUCGGUGGCGGACCUGGGGCCGCUCGGCGACGGCGACGCGGUCGAGAAUCCGCUCGUCGACGCGGCGAAUGGCCGUGAGGCGCACGCCGAUCACGAUCGCGUCAGCGUCAGCGUGCUCAAGCACCGCGCGAGGCCCCACCACGUCGACAACCCACACACCCACAACACCAACAACAACGUCGAAGAGGACGAUCUGGACCUGAUCAUGCCGCCCGCCCAGCAUCAGAAACAUCAAAGCUCCACGGAUCCGGCGAGUCGCAGUGCGAACGGCAAUCACAGCACUUCCGAUGGCGGCACCACCGCUGUGGCGGAGCAGUCAAAAGUGGUAUUUCAAAGUACAUGCCACGUGGCGAUGGAGAGCUGCCAGCAGAACUACAACUGCCGCAUGAUGCUGGCGCCCAUUUUGCACCACUGUGAUAUGUCACGGUGUAAUCGUAAUUCGUGCAUGGAGGCGCUGCAAGCGUUCUACCGGAAACCGAGUUUUCCGUGGAACAUUGAGAUUGCGUUCUGUUUGUGUAAGAAAACAGAUAAUAAGCAUGAUACGUGCAUGGUGGCGCAAGAAAAGUUACAUCCGGUUUGUGCGCAGCGCAUAGAGGGCGCUCCACAGCCGACAUGUUUGAGUUUGGCGGAAACAUGCAGGGAAAGCAAAGAAUGCAGAGCGCGUUUGGAACACUACGAGCAAUCAUGUGCUGUGGACAGUGUGACCAAAAAAUGCGCAGGGUCACCUUCAGAUUGUCGCAUGGCAAUGUUAGGUAUACUUGGGACUGACCUCAGGACCACUUGUGCAUGCAAGGGUACUGACAUGACCCAACUUUACGAAUGCCUAGGAUGGCAGAGACUCCUCUGGGUCAAUCCUUGUGUUGUUGAGUCCCAAAAAGACUUCCACCUAAAGAAAGCAGCAAGCCUCGCACAGUUAAGUACAACCUCAACCACUCCACGAACCACCCCCCGGUUGAGAACCACCCAACGUGCUGUAAUCAUUCCUACGACAACUCCGGCGCGUGCGAGUUAUACUCUUCCACAGCAAAUUACAAUGGUAGCACCGCCUGCAACUCGUCCUACGACUACCACAACGACAACCACUACAACAAAACCCACAACUACUCCAACUACUACGACGGAGUUUAUCCCUCCGACUACGACGACAAAAGCUACGACGACCACGACAACAACCACUACGACCACGACGACUACGACCACGACUACCACAAUGGCGACGACUACGCUUCCUCCGAAGUAUUGCGUUGUCCAGCGACCGCAGUUUCCUGAUCAAUAUAUUCGCGAGGGUAGUCUUCGGCGGAUUUACCACGAAGAUGAAUUCGAGUGCUCCGAUGUGUGCGAAUGCGAAGUCGGGGAGAAGCUAGCGUGCAAAACAAUUUGCAUCGAUAGAAUGCCAUGCAAGACAGAGUUUGCAUUCUACAAUCAUGCCGCUCCGGCAUAUCAAGCGUACCGCGGGCGUUGUCUGUGUUACUCGGGGCGCUUCAUCUGCAUGAAACCAGCGCCGAAUGAGUACUCCUUACCACAGGGUGUGUUCCUAUUUUUGGGUUACUCCGAAGUGGACGAGCGGGAACUCAAUAAAAAUCAUACGAAGAUUGUUAUUCAGGAUGUCGUCCAUGCGCUGCAAGAGUUCAUAUUGAACGAGGCUACGAAUGGGACGCUGUGCUCAUUGGAAUUGUUUAACACCACGAGGGAGAAUGUGAUUAUAGCCGGAAAACUUGCGCCGGAAAUAGACUACACUAUGUUGUCACCAAUGGAGAGUCUUUCCAAAGAGAAGGAAGAAUGCGCUGAAUUAUUGGAAAUAAUCAGCGAGCGAAUCAAUGGACGGCAUCCGGACUUUGCAUCGCAUCUGCUCCUCUCCGUGUUCAAAAUGGCGGAGGUGGAGAUCGUGCAGAUUGAAGCAAGUUCGACGAAUGCCCGAGUGUGCCCGGCACACAUCGCCGUCUACAUGGCGAUAGCUGCACUACUCGCCGCGCAAGUGCCGCAUUCGUGACAAUAGUGCAAUUAACUCAAUUAACGGACAGACUAGGUUAGAGGACAGUUGCGCCAUCUGGUGAGUGAGAGCGCUGCGCGCACUCUCCAACUUUUGUCAACAAGAAGCAAUUUAAUGACUUGAAAGCAACCAACAAACAAACAAACAAAAGCAACAUGAUACAUAUCAGUCACGUCAGCCACUUUUUAGACGACUCUUAUAUUGAAACUUAUAAAAACUUAUUAUACAUGAAGAUUUUAAGGGCAACACAAGUAUUUGUUUGUUGUGCAUAGUGACAAGUGGAGUUUUAGUUCACUAGUUGAUUGUUACCGGUUUAGAUAAAGACGAUAGACAUAACCUAGUUGUAAGGCUAACACGUAGACAUAGAGGAGGUUUAGGUUAGCGCAGAUAACGAAAAUAAACAAAAUAACAAAAAAAGUCCACGAAAUGUCCAAGAAAUCGCGUGUUAUUUUCUAAGCGUUAGUCAUAAUUGUUAGCAGAAUGUGUUGGAAGAGAAGAAGAUGAAGAGGGAUAUUUUUAAUGCUGUAAAUAAUUGGGAGUGAUGUGAUUAUUAUUGAUCACAGAGGACAACCUACUACAUAUCAGUGUUGACUGUUUUAAAACAAUGACUUAAGUUAGGUUAACCUAGUUUACAAUAAGCAGGUUAGUUUAAGGUUAAGUUAGGUUAUGUACAUACAACAACCUCACGUUUAUUUGAUGCUUUGCACAUUUUGAAACACUAAACACACGAAAUACAUCAAUUUUAGAUAUUGCUAAGUUUAGAUUAAAAAAGAAAAACAAAAAUAAUGAAAUUAUAAAGUGCUCAGCUUUCGUAACUUGUAAGUCUAUAAAGUCUAAAACUUAUUAUAAACCUAACCACUGAGGUUAUGUCUGACUGGUAUGAAUGGUUAACAAAAUUGUUUUUCGUGUGUAGUUUUUGACCGUUAUUAGAUGCUAGUCGCGUGAAUGUGUCGUACAAUCUGAAUAAGUCUUCCCACGUAACAAAUUAACCAUAUCAGAAUGUUUCUUACCGUAAAAUUAGCGAAUUUUCGGCGGUUGCCGACCAUUUUUUAUGACGAGUGAGUAAUGGUUUGAUUUUGAUCAUUAGAAACAAAAACGACACUUUAAGAGUUUAACAUACCGACAGGAGCUCAUAAAACGAGUGUUUUAUUGCGUGAGCCGGUGAGAUAAUAAAAAGUCUCGGCGCGGUGUUGAGCCUAAGACGAUAAUCCAAAGUUGAGAGGGUGAAAGUUGAAAGGUCUGCAUGAACAGAUUGUUUUACGUCACGCUUGACUCAACAUUUCGACCAGUUUACGACGCGUGAUAAAAUCGACGUGAUUUUUUUUAUUUUCAAAAAUCGACCGGAAAUGAAUUUUACGGUUAUGAAUGUAGGUUAUGUUAAUUUAAAGUUUUGUUUUCGCUUUCCGUAGGUCAUAAAAAAAGAACGCAGAGAGAAAAACGCGAAUGCUAAUGCGAAGGGUUAAGUGACUUCUGGUUCGAUGCUUGGUGCAGAUAUAAAAUCUGUAGGAACUUUCGGAAGGUAGUUUUAAAAGAGACAUGAAUCACGACGACAGAUAGGAUACUUUUUGUUAAACCACCCUAAGACCAGCCCUAAGAAACGUUUGGGUUUUAGAGCCGUAGGCUAAAAAAGAGCGAAGAAUAGGAUGAAAAAGGAUGUACGAAGGGGAACAAAUGCCUGAUGGCCCAAAUAACCAUUAAGCAAACUACUUUUGUCAGGCCUAAAGGCAAAGACAGCGUUUUUUAUCUCGCCAACCUCAAACACAAGAAGCGCCUCGGACAAAAAACAAUUGAAAGUCAAUAUAAAUAGAACAAUGACGAAUCAUGUUUUGAAUAUAAAAAGAGCGCUUUUUGUGUUCGGUAAUCUCUUAGUCCCACUUAGCUUCCACGCGUUUCCGGCUCAAUCAAGAAAGUUGCAGUCAAUGCCAACAUGGCUACUCAGUAUAUUACGAACGUAGGAAGAAUUACGCGAAGCAAUUUAAGCGAACGCUCCGAAAAGUCAAGUUAGUUUCCCCUUUUCCGUGCGCACAUCUAACGCGAACGUUUUUCUCGGCGAUUUUUCGUUCGUCUGUUGCGCGCCGCACGUUUUCGUGGUUAAUUCUUCGCGGCGCGAAAUUGGACGAAGAUGAAUGUCUGACGUCAGCAAACAAACGACGAUCGCGCUGCACGCGCAACAAGAUGGAUACCACACGCGCGCGCAAAUAAAGAUUACAAAGAUUACGCCGAGAUAACCGAGAUUACCGCGCUUAAGAAAAUUGCGAAUCUUUUUAGUUAAUCAAAUAUCAGGCGAUUACUCACUCGAACGACAGAUUAAACUGAAACACCUACGACGAAAAAAAGUGCAUAUCAUGUAACGAGCGCCAUUUUAAUAUUACAGUGUUGUUUGUUUUUUCCUCGAACGUUUUGGGUUUUUAUUAGGACGUGGCAAACUUUAAGCGGUUGCGUUUUAUAGUGUAAAUUUCGAUUUGAAAACUUAACACGAAAUGAAGAAACAGACGCUUUUUAGAUAAAUAACGAAUAACAUGGCGAGUUUCUCGUCGUGUUGAAAAACGUAGAUAACUUCCCACACGGCUGCCUCUGAACACCGCACAACAUACUGUAAAACACGCGAAACUUGCAGAAGAAGAAAAAUACUGAACUUUCAAUGGCACAACAAGUUUACAUUCACUGUAUGUAACACACAUUGCACACAAAGCUAUCAGCUAUUACGGUUUAUUAUAGGCCACCCAAAUGACAGCGUAGGUAACAUUUUGUUUAUGAAACAAUUUCGAAACAAAUUCGACUGAACUGAAGUAAAUAAACAUAUCGUUCAUUGUUAUUACAUUAAUACAUAAAGUAUAAAUAUUAUAUAUAAAUAAAUAUAAUAUAUAAAUAACACAAGAAUUUAGUUUCUAAGUAAAUAAGUAAUACAAUUAACACAACCUGAUCUUGAAUUGAGGUUAUGUAUGUUGUAUAGGUUAUGUAUAGUCAAUAUAAUGUAAAAUGUAUAGCUGAUUACUGCAAGAAUAAGAACUGUAACAUAACGUACGACGCACCUAAUGAUAAACAAAAGACAUUCAAUGAAGCAAUGUCCAGCUGUCAAACUUUUUGACGGUUGACAGAUUGUAUCCGAUGCUAUGCCAGAAUAUAAACAUACGCAAUUAUAAGCGAUAAAGACAUUUAAGUAGCACAAACUCUUUCUAACCUAAACAUCUAACACACUUCUCUAACAAAAAUAAUAAUAAAAAACAACUAACAAACCAAAACAAAGAUUAAAUGAUUAAACUAACUUAACAGCAGUGGAAUGUGGCGUGUCAUUAAAUGGCGUAUGAAUUGAGGGAACUCUAGCCCGUAGUUUUUUAUAGGACGAACCUUGUUAUUGAUUUGUUGGUUGAAUGAUAUAUGAGAAAUUUUAAGAUUUGUAAAAUUUGGAGCGAUUGCGAGAUGAAGUGUAAGAACUGACAACAAAUCAUAGAUUAUUUUUUAUUGAUUUAUUCGAACUCGUAAUUAAUGUCACCAACCACAUUGUAUAUUCUUAGUUUGCUGAUCAAAUAUAGCUGUGUGUUAUUGACUUAAAGUACGUACUAAAGUACUCUACUCCGAUUGCAUAGACACGUUUUGGUUGGGUUUUCUGCUAAUGUAUUUAAUUACGAUGACUAUUAACUGCUACACCUAAUGAUAUUGAUACUGAAGGAAUAGACAACGGAUGAAUGUGCAAUAAUUGGGGUAAAUGAUGAAAAUGAUGAUAUAAACUGUUAAGAAUGUUGAGGAUAACAUACUCAUUGAAUAAAAAAUCAUGAACUAAUGAAAAUUAUGAAAUAUGAAAUAUGAGAAAAUUAUAAAUAAAUAAAUUGUUAUAAAUCUGAAGAAA
Messenger RNA from Dalotia coriaria, 7242 nucleotides. RefSeq lists its product as uncharacterized. Lineage: Eukaryota; Metazoa; Arthropoda; Insecta; Coleoptera; Staphylinidae. The transcript is spliced from 14 exons. The record is from RefSeq and is a predicted model, not a curated record. Gene Ontology annotation, cellular component: signaling receptor complex; external side of plasma membrane. Gene Ontology annotation, biological process: nervous system development. Gene Ontology annotation, molecular function: signaling receptor activity. The coding region runs from base 264 to 3395 and encodes 1043 amino acids.